Messenger RNA from Planococcus citri (citrus mealybug), 3466 nucleotides. RefSeq lists its product as uncharacterized. Gene Ontology annotation, molecular function: hydrolase activity. The transcript is spliced from 20 exons. NCBI's taxonomy places the organism in Eukaryota, Metazoa, Arthropoda, Insecta, Hemiptera, Pseudococcidae. The record is from RefSeq and is a predicted model, not a curated record. The coding region runs from base 150 to 3413 and encodes 1087 amino acids.
CCUUGCUAAUAAUUCUUUACUUAUCUAAUCCAAAAAUACGAUUAAAGGUAAAAAUUCAAAUGUGUUUACAUACUCUUUUGUUAGACAUCCGCCUGUACCUCCAUACCUGUUCGUGAUAUUUCCUUGUUUCAAAUACCUACCGACGCAUCAUGGAUGAAUUUAAAAUGAUCGCGAAUUUGUGUUUGUUUUUAUUACUAUUUAUAAUCGAAAUAAAUGGUGAUUUGCUGGACUUGCGAAAUGGUGUAAUUAAUGGUACUGUUGGAAAAACUAAAAAUGGGCGUUUAUUUCAGCAGUUUUAUGGAAUUCCAUAUGCAGAACCACCUGUAGGCAGCUUACGUUUUAAGGAUCCGGUACCAGCUAAAUCGUGGACCAAUGUGAAAGAUGCUUCUAAACCUCCACCAAAGUGCAUUCAACACAAGGGAUUCUUCAACUUCAGCAGUCCCAUCAUUGGACAAGAAGAUUGCCUUUAUCUGAACGUUUUCGUACCAAAUAAUUUAUUCAAUACUUCACGUAGAAGCCCAGUAAUUGUUGGAAUUCAUGGAGGAGGAUUCAUACAUGGUGAAGGAAUCAAAUACAGACCUGAUUAUUUCAUGGACCACGAUGUCGUUUUUGUAAACUUCAACUAUCGUUUGAGUGCUUUUGGCUUCCUUGGCUUAAACAACGACCAAAUAAGCGGUAAUUUCGGUCUGAAAGAUCAAACAUUGGCGUUACAAUGGGUUAAAGAGAAUAUCGCAAAGUUCGGUGGUGAUCCUAAUUCUGUAACGUUGCUUGGCGAAAGCGCUGGAGCAAUGUCCAUACACUUGCACAUGUUCUCUCCUCUCAGCAAAGGGCUGUUUCAGAGAGCGAUCAUUCAAAGCGGUUGUGCAUUUACUCAUUUGGCUCAACAUGAAGAAGGGUAUGGCGAAGCAAUCACGACGGCAUUUUUACUCAUUGCUGGAUGUUUCCGUAAAGAUUCUGCCAAAGCAUUAUCAUGUCUGCAACGUAUACCAGCUGAAGAUAUUAUCAAGAUGGGAGACUCCCUAGUUCCACAAAUAAACAAUAGUCCCAUAAACAUGCCUAUCGUCGAAUCAAAUGUGAAUAAUCGACCAUUUUUGCCGCAGAAACCUUCCAAAACUACGUAUCAAACCCUUGUGCCAUGGAUCAUCGGCAUAAACUCUUGUGAUGGAUGUAUGUUUGCAUUCUAUUCAUUAGGCAAACGACCAUUGUCGGAAGUCGAAAACACUAGAGAACAAUUAUUAUCAUCUUUAGAUGAACGUUUGCCUCAGCAUAUACAUGAUAAUGUUGAUAAUGCAACUCAGAAAGUUAUAGAUUUUUAUUUCAAUGCCAAUGAUUCAAGAUCAGAUUUGACGUUGAACUUUGUCAAUAUGGUAACAGAUUAUAAUUUCCUCCAUCCCUUAGUACAAUCUGUACAAUCAAGUCAUGAUCGUCAAUACGUGUACUUAUAUGAUUUUAAAGGGUCAUUUUCAUGGCGACCUGCGACAAAUUUGACAAAAAAUCUAGGCUCUGAUCAUGCCGAAGAACAUCCUUUAUUAUUUCGCAAUGAAAAAUUGGAAGCUAAAUGGACUCCAGAGGAUAAAAAAAUAUCGGAAUCUUUAGUGCAAUUUUGGACUAAUUUCGUCAUCUUCACUGAUCCCAAUGGACCUUCUGGAGGAAAAAUAUGGACACCAGUAGAAACAGAAGAUAUUGAAUUUUUGCGUAUAAGAAGUGACUCGUUCAUAAUGGAAAAAAAGACGCUUAAAGAGAGAUCUGAUUUUUGGGAAUCUUUAAAAAAUACGAGUUUGUGCGUCGUAAUCUGCUCGUUAGCGUUGAUCAUCCAUGUAAAUUGUGAUUCGUUAGUAAGAUUGCAAAGUGGUUUUAUUAAUGGAACUACCGGAACAUCAAAAAAUGGACGUUUAUUCAGGAAAUUUUUCAGUAUUCCUUAUGCGGAACCACCCGUGGGAAAGCUGCGAUUUAAGGAGCCAGUAGCUGUAAAAAAUUGGACCGGCAUUAAGGAUGCUUCAAACCCGCCACCUAAGUGCAUUCAACCAGAAAGAUUUCUCGAUCUGAGCAGUCGUGCCAUUGGGCAAGAGGACUGCCUUUAUUUGAAUGUUUUUGUGCCAAAUGAUUUAUUCAAACCUUCUGGAAAAGCACCGGUAAUAGUGGGCAUUCACGGUGGAGGAUUUCAAAUUGGCACUGGAACUGGUUACCAUCCAGAUUAUUUCAUGGAUUACGAUGUGGUUUUUGUAAAUCUCAACUAUCGAUUGGGAUCUCUUGGAUUUCUCGGUAUGAAUAACGAUCAAAUCAGCGGCAAUUUCGGCAUGAAAGAUCAAUCUCUGGCGUUGAACUGGGUUAACAAAAAUAUAGCGCUAUUUGGCGGCGAUCCUCAUAAUGUGACGUUACUAGGCGAAAGUGCUGGCUCAGCUUGUGUUCAUUUACACAUGUUCUCUCCGCUCAGCAAAGGCCUGUUUCAAAAAGCUAUUAUGCAAAGCGGUAGUGCACUAGCUCCUUGGUCUCAUCACGAAGAAGGAAACGCUGAAAUAAUUUCAUCGGCUCUAGCAAAAAUUUCCGGUUGUUCUCACAAAGAUAAUAACGAAGUCCUAAAAUGCCUCCAAAGUCUACCAGCCGAACAUAUUUUCAACAUGGAGAAAUCAUUAUACAUUUGGGAUACCGAACCUGAUUGUUUAUUUAGGCCUAUGAUCGAAUCAAAAGUGAAAUAUCAACCAUUCUUGACCCAACAACCAAGCAAGACGAGUUAUCAAACCAAGGUACCUUGGAUAACUGGCAUUAAUUCUGGAGAAGGGAUAAUUAAAGUGAUAAAACUUUUGCUAAAUGGUGGCUCAUUGAUAAAAAUUGUCAACACGGAUAAAAUGAUUCUUUUACCAAUGAUGAAUCAGUACGCGUAUACGGUCGGACAAGAGCGUAGAGAUGAUCUGACUAAAAAAAUUAUGAAAUAUUAUUUUGGUACCAAGGAUAUAGGAGUGGAUACAGCGUUGAAGCUUGUUGAUAUGGUGACCGAUUCUCUAUUUCUGCAUCCUUUUAUAAAAACAAUAGAGUCUAGUAAUGAUCGACAAUACGCAUAUUUGUACGAUUACGUAAGUUCAUCUGCGAAGUCGCAGCAGCGAAUGUUGAAUUCGUCUGUCAAAAUUGGUUCCAUCGUCGGUCAUGCUGACGAGCUUCCUUUGUUAUUUCGUGAUGAAAAAUUGGAAGCUACUUGGACGCUUGAAGAUAAAAAUGUAUCGGAAAAUUUAGUAAGAUUCUGGGCAAAUUUCGCCAUCUCAAACGAUCCUAAUGGCAAUUCGAGGGGAAAAGUAUGGAAACCCGUGGAAACGAGUGAUAUGGAAUAUUUGCAUAUCAAAAGCAAUUCACUCGUAAUGAAGAAAAACUUAUUCAAAGAGAGAUUCGAUUUUUGGGAUUCCUUACUGACAGACAAAUAAAACGGAUGAACACCUAAAUACCUGGAGAAAAUAAAAUUGAUCAAUUUACAAUA